Odobenus rosmarus divergens (Pacific walrus) is the source of this 1287-nucleotide messenger RNA. It is a transcript of the gene NAA20, whose product is annotated as N(alpha)-acetyltransferase 20, NatB catalytic subunit. The record is from RefSeq and is a predicted model, not a curated record. The coding region runs from base 67 to 726 and encodes 219 amino acids. The transcript is spliced from 5 exons. Gene Ontology annotation, cellular component: NatB complex. Lineage: Eukaryota; Metazoa; Chordata; Mammalia; Carnivora; Odobenidae. Gene Ontology annotation, molecular function: protein-N-terminal amino-acid acetyltransferase activity. Gene Ontology annotation, biological process: N-terminal peptidyl-methionine acetylation.
UAUAAAGUAACUUGUAAAGAAGAAACAGUUAAAUAAAAAUUUAUAGGUAUCUUUAUAGAGGCUGUGAUGGCUCAGUUUGGCCAUUCCGUAGCUUACACUAUUUUCCUUAGUCCUAAAGUUGGUUUUAAAGUUGUGGAUUUGGCAUGUUUUGUUUUCCUGGUGCAUGUUUUUAGUUUCAGUGGCUUAUUUAAACUGGUUUUGUCAACACUGCUUACUAUUGACAUUUCUUUUCUUUCUUUUAGUAACUUGGAUCCACUUACAGAAACUUAUGGGAUUCCUUUUUACCUACAGUACCUUGCCCACUGGCCAGAGUACUUCAUUGUUGCAGAGGCACCUGGUGGAGAGUUAAUGGGUUAUAUCAUGGGUAAAGCGGAAGGCUCAGUAGCUAGGGAAGAAUGGCACGGGCACGUCACAGCUCUCUCUGUUGCUCCGGAAUUUCGACGCCUUGGUUUGGCUGCUAAACUUAUGGAGUUACUAGAGGAGAUUUCAGAAAGAAAGGGUGGAUUUUUUGUCGAUCUCUUUGUAAGAGUAUCUAACCAAGUCGCAGUCAACAUGUAUAAGCAGUUGGGCUACAGUGUGUACAGGACGGUCAUAGAGUACUACUCGGCCAGCAAUGGGGAGCCCGACGAGGACGCCUAUGAUAUGAGGAAAGCACUUUCCAGAGACACUGAGAAGAAAUCCAUCAUACCAUUACCUCAUCCUGUGAGGCCUGAAGACAUUGAAUAACCAUGGGCAGUGGUUCUUAGGCUGAUGCUCCAGAUAUUUUAUGGACAAUAUUAUUUUCAUUGGAUGAUCUUGGAGCUCUAUUAGGAGAAAAGUAAUCAUUUAGGUCUCACAGACUUCAAAAAAAUACAGGUUAUAAACUUGAGUCUCAUUGUUUCCAGUUAGCAAUAUCAUACCUACUAAAGCUGUUCACUGUAAUAAAAUUCAAUCAAAAAGGCAGGUGGGUCAGAUGGAAACAUUCCACUGAUUUGGUUCAUAAUAUGCUAGGGAAAAAACUUGCUCCAGUCUCCUCCUAAAUUCUGUGCCUGAGAACCACUGCUACAUACAUAUUUUUUAUUUUGUAUCAAACUGUUAAUUGAAGCUUUAAAAGCAUAUAUGAAAUGUAUAAAUCUAAGAUGUAUAAUAAAAUGCACUGCAGACCCUAUGAAUGUUCUGGAAGCUUGUUGGUCAUUUAUAAAAUUAGAUCAGGAUUGAGAAGAGCCAUCAUUUAGGAUAUGAUGUUUCUCUUGUUUGGCUUACAUAGAAAGUGUUUUUAAAAUACAUACUUGAAACAGCCCUUGCCCA